Molecule: messenger RNA, 4941 nt
Organism: Naegleria gruberi
Lineage: Eukaryota; Heterolobosea; Eutetramitea; Acrasida; Naegleriidae
Exons: 4
Coding region: 1-4941 (1646 amino acids)
Biological process (GO): regulation of DNA-templated transcription
Molecular function (GO): zinc ion binding; DNA-binding transcription factor activity, RNA polymerase II-specific
Source: RefSeq, a predicted model, not a curated record
AUGCAACAUCAUCAACAACAACAUCAGCAAUUUAAUUUGAACUUGCAUCAGCAGCCUUCUUCGUCAACAUGCCAACAGACAAAUUCCUGGACUGGUCAGAGCGAAAGGGUGACUCUUCCUAAUGUUGGCUCAAACCUCUUAUUUAAUUCACAAAACAUGUUCUCCAACAAUAACAUCACACAAAUGAUGGCGCAACAAUCUAAUCAUCAUGCAACCUCAUCAGCCACUUCAUCAAGUGAUGUGAUGAGGAGUAAUAAUCAAAUGGAAAACAAUUUCAAUCCAGCCUUUGUAAGUACGAAGAAGAAGACUCCAACAUUACCAACAAACACUACCAACAAUACAACUGAUCACUUCUUCAAUCUUACACAGGUAAAUACUCCAUUCACAAUGCUGAAUACAGGUUUACUUGUACACAACUCAUCCGAGAGUUCAUCAACAUUUACAGCAUCUUCUAAAGCCUCUAAUUCAUGUGAUAAAACAAGUCCUUCAAAUAUAGAUUCAAUAACAGCUCAAUCAACAAAUGUAGAUGUUGUAUUGAUGAAUAAUGCUUGUAUCUUUUGCAAGUUGAAUCACAAAAAGUGUGACCGUGUGGCUUAUCCUGGUUGCUCCAAUUGUCUACGUUCACAAAAGCAAUGUGUUUAUGCUCAAGCAAGAAAAAGAGGUCCAAAAACCAUACUAAAUUCGAAUAAUUCAUUGACAGGUGUUGUAGAGUAUCAAUUUGUUGAUGACUCAUCUGUAAUUACUGAGAGAAAGAGCAAAACAAUAUCCAAAAGGAAGGAAUCACCUCCAUCAGUUCCAAUUCCAGUGAAAAGAGAAUCAAGGUAUAUCAAUGAAAGAGCCUAUCUCAAUAACUUACGACAAAUUGAGCUUGAUAGAAAAUAUUUUGACAAUAUUUCAUUAGAUGUGUAUAAGAGUCUUUCCUAUUCUAUGGUCCCACCAUCCAACAGAGAUGAAUUAAUGUAUUGGCUCAGUGUUUCUAUUACAGGAAAAACUGACCUAGAGAGCGAGCUGGAAGACAAGAUUGACCCUAGAGAGCCCCUAGGAAACUCCAAGCUGGCAUUCUUGUUUUUAAUGCAUGCUAUUUCAUUCUUCAGGAUUGGUAAUAUGGGAUUUGCUAAAAUAUUUUUCGAGAAGGGAAGAGAUCACAUUUCCAAGUGUUUCGAUCAAACCAAUGACAGUUCUGUCAUUUAUACGUACACGUUGAUGGCAUACUAUCUAUUGAGUGCUGAAUGCAAAAGUCCAUCCAAAUGUUCUUCAGCCACAGCAUGUUCAAAAGCAGCCAACUCUAAAUGUUAUUUGGAUUGUGUGGCAAGAUCCAAAUAUUUCUAUUCUAUUUGCACAUGGUAUUUGAAAGAAAGAGAAAAGGACAUGGAUGAACAUUGUAGUUUUAUUAGACAAGGUCUAUGUGUUUCAGAAUUAUUCUAUUUGAGUGAUGUUGUGGAAAGUGAGAUUGAUGCAAUUAAUAAGAAAAUUGUCAACAAUUUGACAUUUGGUGACAUUUUAGAUUUUGAUGAGUAUUCUAAAUUUGUUGUUGAGAAGCACAUUGCGUGUCUCAAUACUGCUGUGAGCAGUCCUACAUUCAACCAACUUAGGUCAUCUAUUAUGUCCCACUCUGGAAGGCCACAACUUUUCAGCUUGGAAGAACCAGUUCAACAAAUAAUGACAAAAUUGGACAUGAUUGUGAAGGUAUUUUCAAGUAUGAAUUCUGAUCGUACCUACACAUUCCUUGUUGUUUGUCUUGGAGUUAAAGCUUUGAUUCUAUUCAAACAACACAAGUACAGAAUAUCUUCUUCGGCAGAUAUAACCUCUGCCGCCAAUGAAAUUACCAAGAUGCUCACGACAAACAAUUCGUCCAUAUCAACAACAACGACACUGUUGAAUAAUAAUAAUAAUGGAUCUUUGAGUAAUAACAAUAAUAAAAAUUUAUUGCUCGAACAGCAACUCCAAAACCUAAUUAAUAGUCAACAAUUUACGAACACCCAAAAUAGUCCACCACAUGGAUUGAACAGCCAACUCACCAAUACUUUGAAUCUAUCGUCGAGUGUACACCAACAAUUUCUAUCUCCAUCCACACAACUAAACAAUCCAACAGCAACCUCCUCUUCUAUGAAUAGAGCAUUAUCAUUGGAAAACAUCAUCGGCAAUACUCCUUCCUCCUUUAAAACAAAUCAAAGCAAUAAUAAUAACACUGUUGGAGGACAAUCAAUGAUGAAUACAACAAACAAUCAACAGGAUAUGCUCAUCAAUUUGUUAUUCUCUCAACAACAACAACAGCAAAAUGGUGGAGAAUAUUCAAGUAGUAACAAUAACUUAAUUCCAUCAUCAACAUCAAAUGGUCAAUUAAAUUCUCGUACUAUGGAUUCAUCAAGUAUUGUUCAAAAUUUAAUGAUGGGAUUACAAACUCCUAAAGCCAUUAAUCAACCAAACCCCUCCACUAAUAAUAAUUUAUUGAAUAAUCUCGAUUUAAACCAAUUGUUACAAUCAACAAAUCAAUAUUUCCCUUCUAAUAAUAAUAAUAACAAUUACAAUAAUAUGAAUAACAACAAUAAUAUGGAUAAUAUGACACAAUUAUUACUUUCUGAUGUAAAUAAUUAUAUGAAACCGAACGACAAUGUAUCAACAGUAAAUAUGAAUAAUUCAAACGAUGAGAUACUACAACAAAUCAUUAACACUCUUCAACCAACAACAGUAACGACAUCUAAUUCAUCCAAUAUGUUUAAUAAUAAUAACCAAAACCCUAGUUUGGAUGUUACCAAUUUAAAUGAUAACCAAAUGAUUACAAGCAGCAGUAAUGGAAGUUUGACAGAAAAGCCUAUGGAUAAUAAUCAAGAUGAACACGUGCCACAUCCUGGUUCACUCGAGUUGAAUCAAGAUCCUGAGAAGAUGUAUUUCCCAAUUGCUUGUGUUAACUGCAGAAGUAGGCACAAAAAGAAGGGAAGACAUAAUAAUCAAUCAAAUACUAAAUCAGCCAAAGCUAGUUCAUCAACAACAGUGGUAGCAACUACAAACAACAGCAAUAACUCUAGAUAUCAACCAUAUCCACAAACAAGUAAGAAUAAUGAUGUUCAUUUAGAGUUUACAGAUGAGCUUAAACGAAUUCUUGCCUCACAAAUGGGAUUUUCAAAUAAUUUGGAUCAACAUGGAAUUAACUGGACUGAAAUGCUAUCAAACACUUCACAAUUACCAUUUUUCCAAAAUCAAAUUGCUGAAAAAUUGAAUAUUGCUGCUUAUAGGAAGAAAACUAUUGAACUUUAUGAAGGAGUAAUUUCUCUAGGAUAUUCACUUGUAGACAUUAAUUUAAUAGAGCAAGCUUUAUUUGAGAGCGAAAGUAUUGACAGUAAUUCAAACUACUCUCCUGAAAUUCUUUCUCUGUUAUACUCUAUUCAUGCUGUAACUUGUCAGGCAUUGGGACACGAUCAACAGGGAUUUUUAUCAUUCCAAAAGGCAAAGAAUUGCCUUGCUAAUUUCUUUGAUUCUUGGUCAAAUAUUUUGGUUGCUACUACAUAUUGUCAUUUGUCUGUUUAUUGCGCAAGCAAGGGAGAUUCUGAUACAGCAAAAUUUUAUUUGAACUUUGUUGAUUUUUACUUUGGAAAUAGACACAAGAUUGACUUUGAUAGACUGGAAGAAUAUGUAAUAGAUUCAAAUGAUAAUUCUUUGAGGGAUUUAAUGACCAAACAUGCUGACGAUCCUAAUAUUAAGAAUAUUAUGCAAAAUUUGGGAAUUAAUUCAACUGAGCUCUUACUUCGAAAUACUCAAUCAUCACCUACUCGUCACAUUUAUGAGAGACUUCCAAAGGAGGCUGAUUUUAAAUUGCUCAAAUUUAGAAUUUUGUGUGGAAUUACUCUUGAUGCAUGUGGCAAGGAUCAAUAUCCUGUCAUGUUACGUAUCGAUCCACCAUUUGCUAUCAAAUCACCAGAAACAUCAAAUGACUUGUCACUGUUGGGUAAAGUCAGUCCAGAGGGUACUUUUCAUCUCUCUGAUGGACUUGUAAAGAUGGACUCAUCCAAUUUCAAGAGAUAUUCUUUCAGUUCUUACUUUUGUAAAAUUUUGGCUGAUAUGCAUUUAUAUAUCACAGGCAGAAUCCCUAAGCAUGUACUUCACAUGUUAACAGAGGUACAACCAACCCUAGACAAUCUAUCCUCAUACAUGGAAAUAAUCGAUAACCUCUCCAAGAUUUACAGAGAACAUGAAAAGAGAAGAAAAUUCAAUGAUUUACAGCUACCAUUGGCCUUGUGUAUUUUCAACUUGUUUGUCUUUGGUACCAAGUUAUUCCUUGUUAAGGAAGUAUACAGAAAGACCAAAGCAACCCAAAAGAACUCCUCCCCUAAUUCCACAAUGACAAAUAAGGGAGUUUUACAUUUUCUCAAUUCUGAAAUUUUAAAACUCUCCAAUGUUGUUACAAAAUGUACCACUAUUGAGAAUUUUGAAUUGUUGAAACCAAACUUGAUGAAUUCAGUUGCGAGUGCGGCUGAGGUUCAUUUAGAAUUGUUGGAGGCACUUUCAGAAAUUUCACAACUUCCAUUUGCUUCCAUUGUAGAAACUUUGGAGCUUUCAAAUUACUUUGGUUCAACUUUCAGUGCACAAGAUAUUCAAAAUCCAUUAGCUCACAAACAAGUUAUAUCACAAUUCGAGCAGCAACUCUUGGAUAUGAUAGAUUUGGAUAUUAAUGCGCUAAAUACAUGGAAAGAUAGAUACGGAAAUGAUAAGUAUGCCUAUCUUAUUGAAAGAAUGGAACUGUUCAAGCAAAGAAGAUCUAACCAAUUAUUUGAAAGUAUUCAAUUUCAGUCACACCCAAAUAAUUUAUUUAACAACUCUUACAAUCACGAGGACAACUACUCCCUAAACAUACCUCAAGAGAUACAGCAAAAUCUCCAACUUCCUGAUAUUUACAAGUUGGCCAAUAUCCUUAAAAGUGAAAUGGAAAAGAACAAAUUAAAUUAA